Molecule: messenger RNA, 525 nt
Organism: Cryptomeria japonica (Japanese cedar)
Lineage: Eukaryota; Viridiplantae; Streptophyta; Pinopsida; Cupressales; Cupressaceae
Exons: 1
Coding region: 1-525 (174 amino acids)
Source: RefSeq, a predicted model, not a curated record
AUGUCAGACAUAGAAGUCUUUGAAGAAGAAGAGGACACCAUGCCUCCUAAGGCAAUGAAUUCUGAAGCCAUCAAAAAGUUGGUAGAGGAGUUACUUGAAGAGAAACUCAAAGAGGCCGAGCAGUCUAAGGAGAAAGGCAAGGCCGAUGAAGAUGAGUCAGAGGAAGAGAUUGAUGAAGAUGCCAAAGAAAUGGAGAAGUUGGCACCUAAUCAGAAGAUGUUCCUAAAUUCUUUGAAGUCAGUGAAUAGAGAUAAUGUGGAGAGUUUACCUACCUAUGGUGGUAGCCUGAAUGGAGAAGAGGUGCUUGAUUGGAUUGAAGCACUCAAUAACCAUUUUGAAUACAAGGAAGUUCCUGAGGAGAAGAGAGUGAGUUUGGCAAAGUCUAGACUCAAAGGGUCAGCCUUGCUAUGGUGGACAGUAGUGCAAGAAGAAAGAACGAAUGAAGGGAAGAAGAAGAUAACUUCUUGGGAGAGGAUGAAGAAUAAAAUCAAAGAGCAAUUCUUGCCCAUUGACUAUGAGGUCUAG